Molecule: messenger RNA, 3302 nt
Organism: Xiphophorus maculatus (southern platyfish)
Lineage: Eukaryota; Metazoa; Chordata; Actinopteri; Cyprinodontiformes; Poeciliidae
Product: adenosine receptor A1-like
Exons: 2
Coding region: 276-1259 (327 amino acids)
Biological process (GO): G protein-coupled adenosine receptor signaling pathway
Cellular component (GO): membrane; dendrite; synapse
Molecular function (GO): G protein-coupled adenosine receptor activity
Source: RefSeq, a predicted model, not a curated record
UUAUAAUUUAAUUAUAAUAUAAUUAUUACUUAUAAUUACAUAUAUUAUAUAUAAUAGAGUCAUGUUGACCUUUAUCAAGGAUGUGGUAAAAGUGCCUCUUUCCUCUAAUCUCUUUCAGUUUCUGUGAAGCAGGGCAGUAACCAAUGCUAUUUCUGAAUGGUCUAAAUAUACUACUGCAGUUUUGAAUCAUGGACCUCAAAGCUUAAAAAAAAGCCUGAACAACAUCAUGAAUUCACUCAUUUUUACCCUGAGAGUUAUUGCUGACAGUCAGCACCAUGAACACUGGAGAAGACAUUUAUACCGUGUUGGAAGUCCUCAUCGCCGUCUGCUGCUGUCUGGGAAACAUGUUGGUUGUCUUUGCUUUGUGGAAAACUAAAGGCAUCCAACAACCCACCUUCUGCCUUAUUGUGUCUCUGGCUGUGGCUGACUUUCUGGUGGGAUUUGUUGCCAUACCAAUGGCUGUGCUGGUGGAUGGAGUUCUGGAGACUUCUUUCCACACAUGCCUCUUCAUCAGCUGUGUACUCAUCCUCCUGACAUUAGUUUCAAUCCUGUGUCUGAUGGCUAUUGCUAUUGAUCGUUUCCUGCGGGUUUAUAUCCCUCUGAGAUACAAACGGACUGUAACCUGGAAACAUUCCUAUUCUGUGGCAGCUGUAUGCUGGCUUGUUGCAAUACCACUGAGUUUUACUCCAAUGUUUGGAUGGCAUAAAGACCCUCCUGACUCUGUUAAUUCUACAGUUGUUUGCCGGUUCAUAGGAGUGAUUCCCAUGUCCUACUUGGUUUACUUUAGUUUUUUUCUCUGCAACCUGACGCCUCUGUUAGUGAUGAUUGUUUUGUACAGCUAUAUAUUCUGUUUCAUUCAUGGAAGACUGAAAGAAAAACCAGGUAACGGUGCUCAAAAUCAGUCACACACAUACCUGCGGAAAGAAAAACAGCUUGCAUCGUCUCUGUCUCUGGUCUUGACUCUUUUUGUAGUCUGCUGGCUCCCUAUUCACAGUAUGAACAUCGUCGUUUACUUUCAUGGACCAGAUACUGUACCAUACAUAGCUUUCUAUGUUGGCAUUCUGCUUUCACAUGCUAAUUCAGCUGUCAACCCUGUAGUGUAUGCAUUUAAAAUAAAAAAGAUCAAGACAGCUUAUGUGAAGAUUUGGAGACAGUUUGUUCUGCGUUCAGCAGAAAAUCAAGGCCCUCCGUCGAGCCAGACAACAGAAAACGCCAGCAGUAACAUGAGAAGUGGUGAAAACGACACAACGCUGUUCUAACUUUUUCAGUCUUGCUUUGUGAUGCAUGUCACUGAAAUAUGGAUUUUAUGUCAAGACUUGAAAGAGCUGUAUAGGUUGCAUAGAAUCGUAGAAAAACUGCAGCUUUUGUUGUUGCUUUAUGUUUUCAUUUUCUUCAUUUUUGUGCAUUGGGUGAUCUUUGCUAAGUUGUGUAAAUAGCUUGGUGGUUUUUCUCGUAGUUCUGACUAUUUCCAAUUUAUUUGAAACAGGACAAGGAAACAAUGUCAGAUUUAAAUAGUCAUUGCUAUUUUUUAGAGCAAGGCUGAUAAAUCAACCUAUGAUGGUAUUAAUUUCUUCCUAAUUGUCAUGUUUUCAUAAAAUGUUUGUUUUUCAAAAGGAACUACUGUUUGUCUUUCUUUCUGACAGUGUAUUUGCAUCAACAUUAUGGAAAUGAUGUUGGGAUUUGUUUUUUGUAGAAAGGGGUGAACGACUUUCACUGAUGCUUUCACUGAUGCAUUUAUACAGUGAGUGGAGAGACAGCAGGAUUUGUAACACAUGCUGGACUUUUCUGAAAAGCAAUAUACAGUUUAUAAUCUUCAGAAGAUAGAAGGAUCUAAUGUGACUCUGAGUUGUGUGUUAUAAUACAUGCAGGAAUUUGCAUAAUUAUAUACUUGUUAAUUUAGCUACAGAUAUGACGCUUAGCCUUUUUGGACGAAGUGAGAAUAUAUUUGCAAAUCACAACACGACUACCGAUGGAAAUAAUUGGCAAGAUUGAUUUCAGAUAGGACAACAGACACAGAGUAUUUAAAGGUGUAAGAGGAGGAGUCAAAGUUAACCACUUGUUUUGCAUUCUGUAGUUAUCAUUUAUCAAGCAAACACACAAUUAACAGUACCUGUACAAAAUACUGGAAAUAUUGACUGUUCCAGAAUAUUGAAUGUUCAUUGAUUUUAAAUAUUCGAUGUUCAAAAUCAAUGCAACAAGUGUGUAUGGAAGUCUAAACCUCAGGUUCUGCCACAAGCAGGGGUCCAGAUCAUAGCAUCAUGUUACAUGAGCUGUAAUGUUGAUCUUGUCUAUGGAAGUUUUUAAACUUCCUCUCAGCUUCCCUGUCGAUACUCAACUCAAAUUAACUCAAUUCAACAAUACUUUAUUAAGCCCCAAAUUAAAUAUUGUUAAAUAUUGUUUUAACCCAUAGCUUAGUCUUUUUUUUGUUUUGUUUUUUUCAGACUUGUCAUUGAUGCUAAUGGUUUUGGGCAGGAAAAUAUCCUGUAGCAGUCAGUUUCACAGCAGAUCUGUAAAAAUCUCCACAUUUCAGUUUUGUGUUCUGGACUUGUUUGUGCCUUAUGGCCCCUUAUUCCCUGACAUUGGACAAAAUAGAAUUGUUAAGUGGAUUGUAUCAUUAUUGUUAUCAUGUUAUUGUUGUUAAUCUAUACAAGUCUCUUCCAAAUGAGAUAACGAGUCACAAGAUGUUCCUGUAAAAAUAAAUGAUAAUAGAAAUAUCUAAUAAUUUAGAUUUUUAAUUGCAGUUUUUUUUUUACAGUUUAAAAAAUAGCAUUAGCAAAAGCCAAUGGUAUUUUGGAAUAUGGUAAUAAUCCAAAUAUACUGCUUUAGUUUCAAAUUAUAGAUCUGAAACUAAAAGGCUGAGACCUUCCUCAAAGCUUCAAAAAGGCCUGAAAACCAUCAUGGCUGUUGCUGUUGAUCGUUUAAAACAGCUACCAAGCUGCCUUCAACUAUCAAGCUUUCCACUGAAAUGUAAUGUUUUUGCUUGUUUUUUCUCAUGCUCCUUUUAUUCAUAUAAAGCACUUUGAAUUACCCUGUUGCAGGAAAUGUGCCAUGCUAAUAAAUGAGCCUGCCCUACCUAGACUCCACAGUAAUGUAGCGAGAUUAUCAGGAUUUUGCUGAAAGCAGAACAAGUCAAGCAUCAUAGAAGAACUGGAGAAAGAGCAGAGUUGUUAAUAAUUUACAACUGCAUUUCUAAAGCAAGAUGUUGCCAUUUUCUUUUAUUUGCAUUCAAACUGGAAACAUUUAAAUAAAAGUUGUAGUUGAAGUCAUCGUCUGCAGUCACUUAAUGUGCAUACAAAUGCUUU